AUGGUCAUGGAGGAGGCGAACAAACUCAUUGGCACAGGGAAGAGACAUCUCGUCAUGGGGGACGUGGUAUCAGCGGUCAACUUCCUUCAAGAAGCCUGCGGGAUGUUGUGAGUAGGGGUGGAAGUCAAGUGACACACUGAAUAAAUGUCUGUAAAAACAUUAGCGAUUACUAAUUCAGUUAUUUAUAAAUAACUUUGCCCUACUUAUUUUUCCAGAGCCAAAAAGUAUGGCGACACAGCAGAUGAGUGUGGAGAGGCUUUCUUCCUGUGUGGUAAAGCUCUCUUGGAGCUGGCCAGGUAAGUGUUCACUGUCCUUCACAGUAUUUCAAUCUAAGCGUUAUAAAUGGUGAUUAGUGAUGUACCCCACUGAAUGCUGGGAGCAAACAGUCUUCUGUUCUCUCCAAACCACAGCUGUUACAGUUGGAACUAAGACUUCGAUGUAAUGUUGUGUUGCAGGAUGGAGAAUGGCGUCUUGGGGAACGCUCUGACAGGGGUUCCUGAAGAAGAGGAGGAAGGCGAGGAGGAGAAGCCCAAAGACUCCAACAUUGAAAGCACAGACAAUGUUGACGGUAAACAUUUUGCAUUGUUAAACCACACAUGUAGUUGAUGCAUGCCUAAAGGUACAGCAUACAUGUUAAAAAAAAAAUUAUACAAUUUGGCCUAGUGGUUAUGCUGAUCUCUCUGAUAAUGUAGAUAAUGCUGUAGAUCAGAUAAUGCUGUAGAUCAGAUAAUGCUGUGUAAUGUCACAUUUACCUGUUAAUUUUUUUUUUUAUUAUACGCUUCUCAAUAUACCUUUGUUAUUAUCACAGAUAAGACCAGGGAUGAGCUCAGAGUUCAGGUCUAUGACGCCAUGGCAGAAGAGAAGAACGGCGAGGAAAAGUCAGAUUCAGAUAAGAACACGGUGGAGGAGACUGGAGGAGGCGAGGAGGGACAGUCUGUGAACGGCCAUGUUAACGGUUCUGAUACCACGAACGGAGAGGAGAAAGUCAUCGGCGAGAAGGGUGACGAAGCUGAAACUGGAGAGACUAAAGAGUCAUCAGACAACCCAGAAGAGGAGGAUGGAGGUGAACUUAUGGCCAGUUUGAGGGCAAACCCGUCAUAAUGUUUAGGCAAUAUCUUAGAUGCAAAGAAAAUAAAUGUAAUGCACUCACACACACUUCUGUCAAUGUUUCAGAUGAUGAGGGUGAAGGGGAAGGAACGGAAGAAAAGGUGAGACUUCAUCUACUACUGACCUAUCUGUGUGUUCCUGCCGAUGGUUUAGCUGCUGUAAAGUCAGUAAGUUAACAUUCAAUUACCUUUUGACCUCAGGAGGACAUACCGGAGGACAGUGAUGAUGAGGAAGUGGGCAACCUGCAGUUAGCCUGGGAGAUGCUGGAGGUGGCUAAGGUCAUCUACAAAAGGUACGGUAGGAAAUAAAUACCCACUCGUUCCCAUGUUUUACCCUGCUAUCCUCUAGUUGUUGUGUAUGUAGGGCUUUCAAGUGCCAACUCUAUUCAAAUCUAUUCCAACAAAUCAAAUUGAGCCGUUGGAUAAAUUGUUUGUGUUCUGUUGAAGGAAAGAGGGUAAGGAGGACCAGCUGCUGGCCGCUCAGGCCCAUCUGAAACUGGGAGAAGUAGCGGCUGAAUCAGGUACUUUCCCAACCACCACUAGUACUUUGGUUUGGCCCGUUUUUAUAUGGGGUUGGCCCAUACAUUGUGCUUCAGUGAGGUGUGUUCCUCACUACCUGUUUGAUUUCCACCCUAGGCAAUUACAGCCAGGCGGUGGAUGACUUCCAGGAGUGCCUGUCCCUGCAGCUGAAGCACCUGGCCUCAGACAGCCGCCUGCUGGCCGAGACUCACUACCAGCUGGGCCUCACCCUCUGCUCUGACUGCCAGUACAGCCAGGCCAUCGAACACUUCAACCACUCCGCUAGAGUAAUCAAGAGCAGACUAGGUGAGGAGGAGGUGAAUGUGAUCAAUGAGAUUCUCAUUUUGAAAGGAAUUGUUUAGAUCAGUGGUCACCAACCUUUUCUGAGUAGAGAUCACUUUCACUGUCAAAAAGCAAGCAGAGAUCUACUGCAAAUAUAUAAAAAUAUAUAACUAUAUAUAUAUAUAUUUAAAAAAAAAACAUGACUUAAAAAAUAAGCCUAUGCAACAUUAAUGUAAUAAAAACAGUUCUGUAGGAAUGAGGUGUGUAAAGUAGGCCUAAUACAUUAUCACAUCAUAUUGGCUAUAUGCUUGGCCCGCCAAUGUUCUUCUCAGAUCAUAUAUUUCAAAACUAGCUUUGAUAAUAAAAUAGAUCAGUUGUUGUAUCACUUGCGAGGCACAGCUGAGCAUAAAUUUAAAUUAUUUGCAAAUUAUUAGCUUUUUUCUUUUACUGGACUGAUGGUACCUGCAUCUGAUGGUCAGUCAGCGGAAGGAGGGAGAGAGCAGCCUCUCACUGUUCCCGUUCUCUCCUUUCCUCCGGUGAGACUGACCAGAGAGAGGGGACACUGUCUUCCACCUGAUGGUGAAACUCGAGUGGCACCGCAUUAUUUCUGCCUCAUGCACAAAUUCAUGUUCCUAUGACCAGAGAAAGUGAAAUAUUCCUCGAUAUUAAACUAGACACGACGAGCUGCUAAUAAUAAUAACGCAGGCCUAUCGAUACACUUGGCUACUCAUUCAUUGCAGCUACAGCGCGAGUGGAAGUAGGGAGAAGUGCGUUUUGAAUUUAAAGUGUUGAAUAAAAACGGUGUUGACAGUGCUGAAUAAACUUAAACAUGAACUCAAAAACAGCAGCCAGCUCUUCGCUGUAUUCUUUGUCUCUCUGGUCAUGGUUUCAAAAGUUAGGAAAUCUCAUGUAGGCUAGUAUCAAUCUUUGCUGUGGGGUCGUGGAAGCUGUAGGUACGGUUAUUUGAGCUAUCCGAUUGGCCAGCGCAGCAGACACUUGAUUUAGCCACAGCUCUCCUGGUCCGCCGGGUAGGCGGAGUUUGUCCCUUCAGACAAAUGAAAUGGGAACACUUCAAGUGCGCCAACAGCACAAGACGACCGGUUGGUGACCACUGGUUUUGCUAGUUUUAUUCUUGGAAAAUGUUACUCUUCUACACCCUUGUAUCGUUUGUCUCCCAGCCAAGCUCCAGGAGGUGCUGGAGAAGGCAGAGGGGUCCGAGGCGGCCCCUGAGGAGAGAAAGGAGAUGGAGGAGCUGAAGGCUCUGCUGCCAGAGAUCCAGGAGAAGGUAGAGGACGCCAACGUGGGACAGAAAAUGGCUGCGGCUGCUGCAGCAGAAGCUGUGAUGCAGGAGACGCUGGUGAGAAGGGGAUUGAGAUGGAGGGGGCUCUAACCAGAGUGAUUGACCCAGUCCUAGCCCACUUACUUUUUUAGGCUCUCUUAAGUAAGGUUUGAGUUCAUGCAAUACGUCGAGCAUGAAGUUUGAUUCCACAUUUCGUUGGGUUUUUUCAGGCAAGUGGUUCAGCAUUUCCAGCUCAGAGUGGAAGUUCUCAAAACGGGGGGACGUCUGCAUCUAUGGUAUGCCUGAGCCUCAUGAUUUUAGACAUCUUUAUUGGUUGAUUUGUUGUGCUUUAAACAACGUAUUCUAAGGGAUAUGUCGGUGGGUCCUCCCCCUCACUCAGAUUCAAGUCCGAUCCACCAACGGAAACGCCCCCUCAAAGUCUCCAGCCUCUGACAUCUCACACCUGGUCAGAAAAAAGGUCAGUGAAGUGAAGCCAUUUGCUUCCAGAUAACCAUCCUAGUAUCCACAAACACCUCUUUGUAUUGUUUAACAGAGGAAACCAGAAGACAGCCCAGUAAAGGAGAAUGACUCAAAAAAAGUGAAACAGGAGACUCAUGUUAACAGCAACGGCGACAACGGUGUCAAAGACAAAAUGGAGGUUGAACGGUAUGUAUGGAGUAUGUAUUUUCCACUACCUAAGGUUGUCAUGGAAUACCUACAUGUACUACUAGACCAACUUUUACAAAUGUAAGCAAUAGAUCAACCUCUGCUCUUUUCACAUUCAAGAGCAUGUGUGCCUUUUUGUGAUAUUAAUGAUGAAUUCAUUGUGAUUAUUCUCAUGUUUCCCCCUGCAGCCAGUGAAGCCCUGGUGACUUUCUGAUGCCAAUUCCUGAUUGUCAUCACAUCCUCCUACUGCAGAUCAAGUUGUAAAUGUGUCAUGUUCCUAUUGUGUACCUGUAUGUGCUUUUUCAUAUUUGUAAGAUUUUGUACCAGAUCAUUAAAGACUACUUACUUGAUCAAUUAGUCAUCUUGGAUUUGUGUAAAGAAACUCCAAAUGGGAAGAGAUCCAC
Molecule: messenger RNA, 4256 nt
Organism: Coregonus sp. 'balchen'
Lineage: Eukaryota; Metazoa; Chordata; Actinopteri; Salmoniformes; Salmonidae
Source: the annotation of a GenBank genome assembly